Messenger RNA from Penicillium samsonianum, 342 nucleotides. RefSeq lists its product as uncharacterized. Bases 1 to 342 code for a protein of 113 amino acids. The record is from RefSeq and is a predicted model, not a curated record. The transcript has a single exon. Lineage: Eukaryota; Fungi; Ascomycota; Eurotiomycetes; Eurotiales; Aspergillaceae.
AUGGUUGUGUCGUGCGGUGGAAGCCAGUUCCAACCAAGAGAAGUCGAGGGGAGAAGUCGCGCUGCUGCUAUUUUUGGUUGCGCGAGUUUGGUCGUAGAUAUCUUCCCUCAGGCUGUCGACCAGUCCCCAGAUCUCCCGGGUCGUGACGUGUCCGUUGCUCUCCUCGGGGCUUUAUCGAGCUCCGAUAGUGUGGCCAUCGCUAAGGCGAGUCUGCCUUCUGGUUCGAGGCGCAGUUGUCAAAUCAACGUUUUUCAGCGCAUGGUCCGUUGCCGUUCCUUGCUUGGUUCCUGCUCGGCACACAAUCACAACGAUUUUUCCCACCAUCGACGUUCCAUCGCUUGA